AUGCCGCCGCCGGGCGUCUCGGCGCCCAUGCGCCCCAGCUUGUCGGUGUCUGAAGCCUUGGCCGAGAUGCAGUCCGCCGUCAAGCGUGGCGAUUGGCCUGCAGCGCGCCUCGCCGGCGCGUCAUCCUCCAUCCCACUGGCUGUCCCGGCCGCCGAGGUCCGAAUCGACUCCAAGCUCUCCUCGGGCGCGCAGGGCGACGUCCUGGCCGGCGAUUGGGCUGGCACCCCCGUGGCAGUCAAGCGGCCCCGCAUUCGCUCAUCUCCGGACCUGGACCGGUUCAGAAACGAACUGGCGAUCCUGGCAUCGCUGUCCCACCCCAACGUGAUACGGCCGAUCGGCGGGCGCGCCCUGCCGCCGGAUUAUUUCGCCAUCCUGCCGCGGGAAGGGCCCAGCCUUGCUGAGAUGAUUCACGGCGAGCGGCGGUGGGCGCCGGCUUGGGACGACGUCGCGGCGGUUGGAGUUGCUCUGGCGGGCGCUCUGGAGCAUGUGGCCCGGGCGGGGGUGGUGCACCGCGACGUGAAGCCCGGGAACGCGCUGUGGAGGGGGGAGCCCGGAAGGGUGGUGCUGGUGGACUUUGGGAUUGCGGAGAGGAAGGGUGGCGUGGAGCACGGUGGCGGGCGGGAGAGAGGCGAGAGGAGGAGCGUGAGGGGAAAGCCGUCGGGCGGGUUCCACAAGGGCAGGAUGGUUGGCACCCUGGAAUACAUGGCACCCGAAGUGCUGCAAAGCCAGUCCCACAGCACUGCCUCUGAUGUCUAUGCCUUUGCCAUCAUGCUGAACGAGGUUGCCACAGGCGUGUACCCCUUUUCAGACUGCUGCAAGGCCAACCCCGACAUUCACACAGUGCUGGAGAUGGGCUACGGCCGGCAGGAGCUUGCUGUGGCCGUGGCGGCAGAGGGGCUGAGGCCGAGCCUGCCCAAGGGGGGCAUGCCACCUGGGUAUGCAGAGCUGAUGAGGGCCUGCUGGAACGUGGACCCUGGGUCCAGGCCAACUUUCCCCGAGGUGUGCAAGGCACUGAACAGCAUCCAGAGGCUGGUCACACAGCGGGAGAAUGUCAUGUAUUGCGAUGUGGGGCCAUUGGGCAGAGUGAAGGAUUUGUCAGCUGGGUGUGUGGACAUUCCAAGGCUUGAGUCAGACAGAUCUUCUAACGUCAGUCGACUGGCCACUGCACGUUGUUCUUCUCAUGAGUUGAGGUCCAGCGACACAAGGGUGCUGAGGGAGAGGGGUGCGGCACUUGGUGAGAUAUGUGGAGCUCCAGCUGUCAGUGAGGGUGCGUGCUCUGCAACAGGCCCAAUCGUUGUUGGUGGAUACCUGCCCACAGUGGUGGCAGGGGCAUAUGCAUCUGCUGGGCAUCGGGGCGAGGAUCGCAUGGAGGACCGGUACUGCAUCACUGAGCAGUUCAUGGGCUUCCGGGAAGCGAGCCUCCUGGGCGUAUUCGAUGGCCAUCGAGGCCAUGAAGCCGCUGAGUUUGCUGCCAGCAGCCUUCCUGCCACUUUGGUCCAAUGUCUUGCCUCUGAAUGUGCACCAGAGCGGGGAUUGUCUUCUGCUUUUGCUGCAGUAGAGAGAGGGUUUGCCAGCUCAGGGGAUGCCAGCAUCAGCACGACCAACAGCACCAGGUUCCCAGGGUGCACAGCACUUGCCGCUCUGCUCUGGGGCAGGCUCUUGGUCUUGGCAAAUGCAGGUGACUGCAGAGCUGUGCUUUGCCGGAAUGGGGUGCCAGUUCAGUGCACCAUUGACCACACAGCCAACAAUGACGCCGAGCGUGCUCGUCUUGUUGCAGCUGGUGCGACAGUGAGCUGGAGGGUCGAUGGAUGGAGGGUUGGAAAGGCCGGCAUGCAGGUCGCAAGGUCAAUCGGUGAUGAAGACCUCAAGCCUUUUGGAGUGACUGCGGAGCCCGAGGUGUCGGUGGUGGAACUUGGUGCAGAUGACGAGUUCCUCAUUAUGGCCACAGAUGGUUUCUGGGACACAGUCACCAAUGACGAAGCCAUAGGCCUGGUCUACGACACCGUCAAGAACCCCCAGAUGAGCGCCCAGCGCCUGGCCACUGAAUCCAUAGCCCGGGGCAGCCACGACAACGUGACGGUCAUCGUCGCCUUCCUGCGGCCAGUGUCGACGGUCGAGCGCGUGUACGGCCCAGGGCAGGCACGAGCCGGGCCUUCGAUCAGGUGCCCCAGGGGGGUGGGGAUGACAGCAGAUGAGGUGAGGGACACGUACUAG
This is a messenger RNA of Ostreobium quekettii, 2214 nucleotides long. The record is from the annotation of a GenBank genome assembly. Lineage: Eukaryota; Viridiplantae; Chlorophyta; Ulvophyceae; Bryopsidales; Ostreobiaceae.